CUUCUUCAUCGCAACCCAUCCUUACAUUUAUGUGCCUGACGAAUACAGAAGAGAGUUUUUGAGUGAACGAUUAAGACCCAGGUCUCUCUCGGUGUUUUAUAACCUCAAAUAUACUGAUUGGCAUACUCUGUUGUGCAGUAUUUCUUCAUUAAAUGUCAUGACCAGUCCACCCACCAACACGCAGCUGAUGAGGAUCGAUGCGGCUGCGUCAAAGACGACGCAUAUGCGUCCUGAUACGCACACCGGGCUCCAGCUAUACUCUAGAUAUGCUUUCGCUGGAGCAAUUUGCUGCUCAGUAACUCAUGGGGUUCUCACACCCGUGGAUGUGAUCAAAACCCGAAUCCAGCUUGACCCUGUCACGUAUAACAGAGGUCUGAUAGGUACUCUCCGACAAGUCGUUGCUAAAGAGGGCGCUCAGACUCUUCUCACCGGCCUUGGGCCUACAGUCGUUGGUUACUUCUUGCAAGGAGGGCUUCGAUUUGGAGGCUACGAGUUUUUCAAAAGACAGAGCACUGAAUGGUUUGGGCAUGAGACUGCGUCAAACAAUCGCACCGCCAUUUACCUUACAUCAGCUGCACUUGCUGAGUUCUUUGGCGAUAUCGCUCUAUGUCCACUUGAGGCCACCCGCAUUCGUCUGGUAGCUGAGCCUAACUUCGCCAGUGGCCUUGUGAGUGGUUUCGCCAAGAUAGCCAGGCACGAGGGUAUCAGUGCAUUCUAUUCCGGCUUUGGGCCCAUAUUGUUGAAGCAGGUCCCAUAUACAAUGGCUGCGUUCGUCGUCUUCGAAAAUGCUCAGUCAGUCGCAUAUAAAGCGAUCGACAAGUCGACGAUCUCCAACACUGCACAAACUGCCAUAGACUUGGGCUCUGGCCUUCUCGCUGGUUUUGCAGCUGCGUUCGUCUCGCAACCUGCCGAUACUAUGUUGAGCAAGAUCAAUAAGACUAGGGGCCUUCCUGGAGAGGGGACUAUAAGUCGGUUGAGUAAGAUAACAAAGGAGCUUGGGUUUCGUGGCAGCUACAGUGGAAUUGGACCUCGCCUGGUUAUGGUUGGCGGUAUGGGCGCUGGCCAAUUCGCCAUUUAUGGUUCUAUCAAGAAGGCCCUUGGAGCGACUGAAUGAGUAGAGAUCUCAGGGGCGGGUCCAACAUUAUUGUUUGAGAUAGAAGGUGGCUUUUCAGCGCCUACUUUACUAAGUAGUCACCUCCUUAGGCGCGGAGAAUUCAUAUCCAAGACAAAUUCUGCAUCAUCAUGUAUGUCUUUCGCGAUGCUCUAGAUUACUUUAGUUAUAGGUUCAUAGUAUCCAUAUAUAAGUGCUAUUCAUGCU
This is a messenger RNA of Pseudogymnoascus verrucosus, 1318 nucleotides long. RefSeq names its product mitochondrial phosphate carrier protein. NCBI's taxonomy places the organism in Eukaryota, Fungi, Ascomycota, Leotiomycetes, Thelebolales, Thelebolaceae. Gene Ontology annotation, molecular function: phosphate transmembrane transporter activity. The record is from RefSeq and is a predicted model, not a curated record. Bases 158 to 1114 code for a protein of 318 amino acids. Gene Ontology annotation, cellular component: mitochondrial inner membrane. The transcript is spliced from 4 exons. Gene Ontology annotation, biological process: mitochondrial phosphate ion transmembrane transport.